Molecule: messenger RNA, 3330 nt
Organism: Stylonychia lemnae
Lineage: Eukaryota; Ciliophora; Spirotrichea; Sporadotrichida; Oxytrichidae
Source: the annotation of a GenBank genome assembly
AUGGUUCGUCUCACCAAAGAAUACAAUAAUGGUUUGAGAUCUCCUGUGAGUUAGAGUGGCUCUAAUUUUGAAGGUAUCAAUAAAUUUGAUUUGAUUUAUAAACUAGAGAUGAAAAGUACAAGGAGAAAUACGAGAGGAAUGACUGAGCUACGCAAGCAUGAAACUACAAUAGAAAAUAAACUAGAUAGUUCGCAGCACAAAAAUAGCGUUUUCAAUGAAUCUGUUGGACAAUAACUAAGUCAAAUGAUGAAGGGGACCUAUCAGAUAAUUAUUGGUAUGAAUUAAUAUCAUUUACAAAAACUAGGGAACAAAAAGGUAAAUUUUGAUAUUUAUGAUGAGAUAUUUCAUCUUUUGCGACCCAAUACCAGUACUAUUUCCUCAACAUCCUGCUUCUCAUGUGAUAAGGAUCUCACUAAAAACAAAUCUGUCCAGUAUUGCUCUAGAGGAUAGAUAGGCACUGCUGAUUAGAAGGGCAAGAUCUGCAAAAUUUGUGAUAGAAAGUUCAUACUCUAUGACACAUACGCUGAAUAUGCCUACGAAAUAGAAUAAAAAGACAUAUUAAUAAAGGAUGAAGCUGAAAUCCUAGAUUAAAAAGCCCUAGAAUUCGAGGAAUCUAAAUAAUAGCUUUAAUUAAUGAGGAAUGAGGUCAUCGAAAAAGAAAAAAUUAUUCAAGACAGCGAUUAUUAAACGAAUAGGGAACUUGAAACAUUAGAUAACAAUAUAGACAACAUUUAGCAACAAUUAGAUAAGAUAAAGCUAAAAUAUAGUACGAAAUAGUUUGAUCAAAAAGCAAUUAACUCGCAGUAUAUUGUUGAAAAAGAAGAAGUAAACAGAUUAGAGAGGGUGCUUUAUUAGGAAAAAUAAAUGUUUGAGAUGAAGAUAAUUGAAUUCUAAAAUAACGAACAGCGAUAUUAAACAAUGAUGGUUGCAAUAGAUAAGAAAAAAACUCAAAAUUAGAAUAAUUCUAAGGAUGAGAGUCGAGUGACUCAUAAGGGAGCUAUUGAAGGUCGAGCAUUAUAAAGUCAUUCUUACAUUAACUAAAAUAGUCAAGAUUAAUAAAAACCUUAAAUGAGUUUAUCGCCAAUAAGAAAACCGCAAUCUGGAGACAUCUAUAACGCAGAUGACAAGGUACUUGGCUAGGCUUAAGGGGCUGUGAAUAAUCAGGCAAGCUACUAAACCUUUGAUUCAAAUGGAUUGAUUAGAACCUCUGAUAGAUCUCAGUAGCUUAAUAAAAAAGCAGGCAGCCGAAUAAGUAGAAUGGAAUCGUCUAAAGGCUGCUGUGCUCCUCAAGUGGAUUGGAGGCUUGAGAGUCACUAGAAGCAACGCAGAAACCUCCGACAAAAAUUGGCAAGAACAGAGGGAGUUUCCUACUCAUAUAAUGAUAUGAGAGUACCGCAAUUAUCCUACCGUGAAUAUCUCCUAAGAAGAGACUAUGUUUAACUUGAGCUCUCUACUCCUCAAGGAUAGCAAUUACUAUUUAAACUUAAAAUGAUGCUGAAAUGCGCGAUUGAAGGUGAUUUGGAUGGAAUCAUUUAAAUCUGUGAAGCCCAUCAAGUUGAGAAUAUAGUGAGAGUAACUGGGGAAUUAAGAGAGGUUAAAUUAUUAGGUUAGCAAACAACUACUGAUGACUGGAAUCCAAUGCAUCUAGCUAUAUAUUACAAGCAUUUACCAAUAGUUAAAUAUUUUCUUGAGACAUUGCAACUAAAUCCAAGGCUAACUUUGCUUGGACCACUUGAACUUGACCAGACCAAAAAUCAGGAAGAGAUAGUAGUAAAGACUUCUAUAGAGGCAUUAGUGCCGUUUCCUUCACUUCAAGUGCUCUGCUACUCAUUGGUCUUGGCUAUAAAUAACAAAGAUUACAAUAUGCUAAACUAUUUGUUGAAUUAAUUUAGUUAAGAUGGAAAGUUUGUUAGUUAUCCGAUUUGGAAUUCUGAAUAAUUGAGCUAUGUAUUAACAGGAGUGAUUGCUGAAAAGUGGAUAGAAGGUAUUGAUGUUGUAUUAAAAGGAAAUUGUUCUUAGCAUAUCUAUUUGAAUAUGGAUUAUCAUUAAAGGACGGACUUUAUUGGUGAAAGAAUAGCUAGACACUUAACAGAGAAGCUAGAUAAAGCCGCUAAAUUCAAAAUAUUGAGCAACUUAGCAGAAUUUCCUUACGCUGGGUUAAGCAUAGGAUUUCUUGUAGACGAUUUAGACUGCUCAUAAAUUUUACUAGAAACAGCUCUAGACAAUAUAAGUAUUGAUGAUCUUGAGCUGAUGUACAUUUAUGAAUUAGAAGAAAUGCCAAAAUUGAUCAUAAAGCUAAAGGCUAGGGGAGUGUCAAAAGAAUUAGUUAAACGAGUAUUUUCAUACGAAGAUAAAGAUCUUAAAGAUAAAGCUUCACUAAAGUAGAAAUUUUUAGAAUUCAUUGACCUCUGUAUUGAGGGUGAUCUAGCUAAAGUAAAGUAUUUUGUGAGGUCUUAAGAAUUGCUUAGUGUCAAUUACUACUACAGUCUUCAAAAAAAAUCUAUUCGCUUUCUUUUCAGGUAGGAGCCUCCUGAUACGAAGUAUUUUACACCUCUAAUUUAUUGUAUAUUCUACGAUAAGCCAAAGGUUUUAGAAUAUCUAAUCUAAAAGGAUCUUAUUAAUGGUUACAGCGGAUUAAAAGAACCCCCAUACACCUUUAGUGAAAAUGAGGAUGAAGAAUUAGAUGAAUUAGGCGUUGCUGACGACGAGUGGUUCUAAAGUUCUUCUUCUGAAAUAUUUUGUUUAGAAAUUCUGAUAAGCACUAGAAACUUCUGGCUAUUUGAUUAUGUGAUAAAUAAAUUCCAACAUCAAUGGUGCUUUACUCAUUUUUGUAUGAUCCUUGAACAUACAAUACAGAGAAUGGACGAGGAAACAUUGACUUAGCUGUUCAAAAACAAAGUAUUUAAUGAGGCUUUUGAUGUCCUUAGAUACCAAGAUUAGUUUAAUGUACUUCAUUAUUUCACAACAAAAAGCAUUGAAUACAUUAGUCUUGACAUAAAGAAUCAGAGUAAAUAUGAAAGAAGGAUUAAUAUAGCGAUGAGUCUUUUAGAUCUAUUAUCAUAAAGGCCUUUUUGUCCUCAAUAUAUAUUUAUAUUGAUUGCAAUGGAGGAUGAAAUCAAGAAUGUUUUUUGUGCUGAAGGAGAGAAAUUUUUUAAUUCGAUUUUUAAGAAAGCAUAUAGAAAUACAACUGAUGAAGAUGUUGAAAUCCUUAUAAAAGUAAAGAAAGAUGAAAUAUUAGAAAUUACUUCUGCAGAAUUCAAAGCUGAAAACAAAGAUAAUGCUCUCGUAUUGGCUGUUAUUAAAAGAAUUGAAUCCAAACUUAUAUAAUGA